Messenger RNA from Exaiptasia diaphana, 599 nucleotides. RefSeq lists its product as uncharacterized. The annotation marks the transcript as partial. The record is from RefSeq and is a predicted model, not a curated record. The transcript has 2 exons. Lineage: Eukaryota; Metazoa; Cnidaria; Anthozoa; Actiniaria; Aiptasiidae.
UUUCAUUGGUUGUUUCGAUGGCUUGCAUUCAUUACCAUGGAUUUCUCGUCGUGUUUUUUCCAGAUCCCGUCCUGAACAUUUAACCAUUCAAUUAAAACACCGCCAAAUACACCGUGUAUUUGCAUCACGGCAGUGAAAAUUUGUUUCUCUCGUGGAUCGUUAAUAAGUGUGUAUUUGCGAUUCUCUGCGUCCAGGUUUAGGGGUUUGAUAAUCAUUAAGUUUUCAGCUGCCAUGUGAAAAAGUUGGAACGGAAAAGUUGGAACAUGGAAUCAAUACUUUGUGCUACAUUGCUUCUUCUGUGCGGCGUGUUUAGUUGUAAAGGUCAAGAAAUGGCGAAUCCACAUCGAGGGGAAAGGUUUAAAGAAGGAACGUUCGUGCGAGUUGAAGGCAUGGCAGCCACACACAUUCUCAAAACCACACAAGUACGCGAUAGUUUCGAGUGCCUAGCUGAAUGUCUGUCACACACAACUUGUCAGUCAUUCAACUUCCAAAUAAAUGGGAGUCCCAAGCACCUUUGCGAGCUGAGUGAUAGUCCUAUAAUGUCCAGUCCUUACUGCCAAACACCAAAGCCUGGCUUCAGCUACUUUUACCCAUUUCAG